Musa acuminata AAA Group (dessert banana) is the source of this 3747-nucleotide messenger RNA. RefSeq names its product pentatricopeptide repeat-containing protein At1g08070, chloroplastic-like. The record is from RefSeq and is a predicted model, not a curated record. The transcript is spliced from 2 exons. Gene Ontology annotation, molecular function: protein binding. NCBI's taxonomy places the organism in Eukaryota, Viridiplantae, Streptophyta, Magnoliopsida, Zingiberales, Musaceae. The coding region runs from base 80 to 1912 and encodes 610 amino acids.
UAUCGUGUACGCCGUCAUCCUUUCGUCAUCAAAGAGCAGCGUAUUUGCCUUCGAGCGACUCCCAUUCUCACACGGUCUCAUGAAUGCUUGUGUUCCUCACAACUCCACCAAGUCUUUGAGCAGACUCCUGCAGUUGUCGACCCUCACCCCUCUCCGUAUCAAUAGCUCGGAUUGCCAUUCGGUGGCUGGAGGAGCAGCCAGCGAACCCCUCGCCUCCCUCCAAUGUGGGCGGCUCUUGCAGUCACUGACCAACUCCAGGUCGUUGGGCCAAGGCCGACGGCUCCACGCCCACAUGGUCGCCUCCGGCGUCCUCCUCGACAACACCUACCUCAGCACCAAGCUCUGCGCUAUGUACUCCGCCUGCGGCUGCGUGCGCGAAGCCCGGGUCAUCUUCGACGGAAUCGUCCUCAAGAGCUCGUUCCUGUGGAACGUGAUGAUCCGGGGCUGCGCCUGCGGUGGGUCGCCGCUCGAGUCGCUUCUCUUGUACCGUGAGAUGUUGAAGUUUGGCAGAAGGUCGGAUAACUUCACGUACCCGUUUGUGCUGAUGGCAUGCGGUGAUAUAUGCCUUGUUGAGGUCGGAAGAAGAGUGCAUUCUGAAAUAAUUGUUUGUGGGUAUGAGUCCGACGUCUUCGUGGCCAAUUCUCUUCUGUCGAUGUAUUCCAAGUUCGGACAGAUGGAGAUCGCUCAGAAGUUGUUCGACAGAAUGCCUGUUAAAGAUUUAACUUCUUGGAACACGAUGAUUUCAGGUUAUGCAAGGAAUAAUGAUCCGGCGACGUCUCUGUCGCUCUUUGCUGAUAGGCCUCUCACCGGAAGUCGGCUGGAUGAGGCGAGUCUUCUGGGUGUACUGCCUGCUUGUGCAGAUUUGAUGGCCCUGAAGCAAGGGAUGGAGAUUCAUGCCUGCAUUCUUCGUAGUGGCAUGGAAAUCAAUGGUUUUUUGGUUAAUGCUCUGAUCGAUGUCUAUGCCAACUCCAAAUUCAUCGUAGGUGCCUGGCGUUUGUUCAAGAACAUGUGCAGGAAAGAUACUGUCUCAUGGAACUCCAUGAUUUCUGGUUUUGCUAGACAUGGUGAUGCUGCUGAAAGCCUGAGUCUUUUUCGUCGAAUGAACUUAGAGGGCGUAGUCCCUGAUGCAGUAACUCUUAUAGCAGUGCUCGGAGCAUGUGAUCGGGUCGGAGCCAUGCGAUUUGGAACAAGCCUUCAUGCUUAUCUCAUUGGAAAAGGGUUCGAAAACAGGGUGACUGUGGGGACUGCACUUGUAGACAUGUACGCCAAGUGUGGUAGCCUGGAGUGUUCUCGUCAAGUUUUCGACGAAAUGCCAGUGAAAAAUUUUGUUUCCUGGAGCGCAAUGAUUUCAGGGUAUGGACUCCAUGGAAGGGGAAGGGAGGCACUUGCUUGCUUUGAUGAGAUGAAAGCAAAGGGUAUCAGACCAGAUGAGAUCACCUUCGCAUCGGCUUUGUCAGCAUGUGGUCACACAGGACUGGUCCGUGAGGGUAGGGAGAUCUUCUACCAAAUGUCAAAGGCAUACUGCUUGAAGCCUAAGGUUGAUCACUAUUCCUGUGUGGUGGAUAUUCUUGGAAGGGCUGGGGACUUGGAAGGAGCAUACAAAUUCAUCAUGAACAUGGAUGCAAAGCUGAUAGCUGAUGUUUGGGUAGCACUUCUUUCUGCUUGCAGGAUUCAUCACAAUGUUGAGCUGGCUGAGAUUGCUGCUAGGAAUAUUAUCAGUCUAAAACCUGAACACAUUGGUCCUUAUGUCACCCUCUCUAGUUUGUAUGCUGCCGAUAAAAGGUGGAGUGAUGUGGAAAGGAUCAGAGGUUUGGCAAGACUAAAUGGACUGAAGAAACCACCAGGUUGCAGCUUUGUUGAGUCAGAUAUCAUGAUCUACAGGUCUCUAGUAGGGGACAAUUCACAUCCUUAAUCCAAGCACACAUAUCAAGUUACAUGAAUGAAGACAACUGCUGAAAGAAGCUGGUAUGUCCCAGAUAUCAGAUAUGUUUGCUAUAUACCAGUUACUUGGAAGUUGGAACCACUACUUGCAUGAUGAACAUCUGUGUUUCUGGUGAUUCACAUUUCACAAUGCUACAGAGCUAAUUUCCUAACUUCCAAAGAAAUUAUUAUAAGAGGAAGGAUCUUAUUUAUCUUAUCUUCUUGAUUGCUCAACCUAGGAAGUCUCGGAGGCCUCAUCACUGAACAUAACUAGGUUGAUGUUCGUCACGGAUCCACUGCAGGAAGGAUCUUAUUUAUCUUAUCUUCUUGAUUGCUCAACCUAGGAAGUCUCGGAGGCCUCAUCACUGAACAUAUCAGUGACUGGAUCAAAUGGAUAUGGCUCCAAGGGCUCUGUUGCUUCAAGGAUCUUCUCGAUCGGUAUCUCUGGUUUCGAUCUUUUCAUAGGUGUGAUGGGCUUGAAGAAAUUCUGUGAAUCCGGGCAAUAAUCCUGAAACAAACAACAGUGGGUUUAUGAUACAAGACACACGAAGAACAUGCAUCUGACUCCAGGAGAAGAACCUCAAAUUACCUGAUCAGCAUGCAUUUUCUUCACGAACAAUUUAAAUAUCACCCAGUUUUCGCUCUCCAGCAGAACAUCCGAGAGUCGGAGAUAUGUCAAUGCAGAAAUCCUCACUUUGGGAGGGCCGUUCGGAUUGAUCCCAUUCGGCCUCGCGUUCCUCAGCAUUACAUUGUAUGCUGCCGUGUCAUACCGAUUCAGUGCAUUCUCGCAGGCUACUUCGAUCCCCUCCCUCCAUGCCGCACUCAGCACCUGGCAAUAUCUCUCGGGUUAGUCCAACUCCUGUGCCCUGCUGCAGUCUGCAAGGAAUGUUACGCUUCGUAGCUUACCUGCUGCACGAGCUCCUCAGGCCGACUCUUGGCUUCUUCGGGUUGCUCGGAGUCUCUCAUCUCGCCGCAGGUAAAGUUCAGAAUGGCAUCGUGCCUCGUCAGCUGCCGUGCAAUGGUUCUGUAGCCAUCUCGCACCUUCAAGUUGUAGUAGCCCGCGGUGAGCUCUGCUGCAUGGCUAUCGUCUUUGUACCACCAGUGAACACCAGACACCUGAUAUGGAUUCGUACAGCAUCAGGUAUCACUCGAAACAACGGCGAGAUCUUCAGUCAUGGACACAUACUUUGAUGGCAAGCUUCAGUUUGCAUCCGAGGAAAGCCUGGUUGGCCCGAUCAAGGAUCUGGUCUGCGUGCUUCAGCAACUUGUUGGAGUACCAAGUCAGGAAGAACUUCCCCUUCUCUGUGAGGUACGUCCCGUUCUCUGCAAAGAACUUUGUCUUCUCGGGGGUGUCAUUGUACUCACCUGCAUCAUCUGGCAACUUCCAAUCAGGAUGCCCUGCCUCGGCUACAGCUUGACGGAAAUCUGCCGUGACAUACUUGUCGUAGCACGGCAACAUCAUUUUUUGUCGAGGUCGAUGCAGAAAAAAGGUUCUCUGAUAUGAUUGAUGACAUUACAGAGAGCGUACCUGAAACUCCCCAAUGCCCGGGAAAUUCCAUCCCUCGACCUGUGGAUAGGAUGGGUACCUCAAUUCUCCGGCAGGGCCGAGGCCUACCUCUAUGUCCCUGAUGAGACAAGCGUGCAGGAAGUCCGCCAUGUUCUCUCUGAAGCUUUUCAUGAAGUCGCUGUAGAGCUGUCAUGGAAGAAGACCGAAGAUUGUGUUACAGAUACAGGAACAUUCUCAGCGUUCCAUUGUUUUCACGUGUACUUUCGAUGUUCUUUCUCUUAGUGCUGAUUAGAUCAGAGAUGGAGACGGUUUACGUGUUC